Messenger RNA from Gastrolobium bilobum, 2871 nucleotides. RefSeq lists its product as uncharacterized. The record is from RefSeq and is a predicted model, not a curated record. NCBI's taxonomy places the organism in Eukaryota, Viridiplantae, Streptophyta, Magnoliopsida, Fabales, Fabaceae. The transcript has 5 exons. Gene Ontology annotation, molecular function: catalytic activity; zinc ion binding; nucleic acid binding. Bases 1 to 2871 code for a protein of 956 amino acids.
AUGAGUGAGAGAGAGAAAGGUGAUCAUGGGAAGAAUCCUGGCAAAUCAAGUGAAGAACUUGACAUUCUUCAAAGAAGUAAUAAGAGGAAUAAAGGUGAGGGAGAUCAGUUUUCAAAUGAUGUAUCUAUGAUACCUAGACAUGAAGGUUGGAUGGAAGAUGAGAAUGGCCAACGUUCAACCUGGAGGGAAAUUCUGAUGCGUCAUAAUGGAGAAGAUGAUGAAUGGGAAGGAGAAGCGUCUGCUAAGGAAGACUUAGAUGGGGAGGAACCUGCUGAGGAAGAGGAUGUCAACCAUGGAGGAAUUAAGAUGUGGGAGGAAGAUGAUGGGCGUACUUAUUUUAGUUGCACCAAAAGAGCAAGGAAGAGAAUGAGGAAACCUUGGGAGAAAGCUCUGAUUGUUAAACUCCUUGGGAAGAAAAUUGGGGUGGAGUUUAUUAAGAAAAAAAUAAAUGUCUUAUGGGCUAGAAAAGGCAAAAUCAAUGUCACUGAUAUUGGUAAUGACUUUUUCGUAGUCCAGUUUAGUGAGAAGGAUGAUCUCAAUUUUGCGUUGAACGGUGGUCCAUGGAUUGUUUUGGGUCAUUAUUUAUCGUUGAGGAAGUGGGAACCAACUUUCAGACCUAAUAGUGCUGGAAUUGCUAAGAUUGCUGCUUGGAUUCGUCUACCGGAUAUUCCCAUUGAAUUCUAUGAUGAAGCUUUUUUUAGAAGGAUUGGAAACUGGUUAGGCAAGAUGAUCAAGGUAGACAACAAUACAAAUGCUCAUGUAAGAGGACGGUUUGCAAGAAUAUGUGUGGAACUGGACCUAUCUCUGCCAUUAAAGGGUGAUUAUGUGUUGGAAGGAUUUACCAAACAAAUUGAGUAUGAAGGAUUAGGGCUCAUUUGUUUUGGUUGUGGGAAAUAUGGACAUAGCACCGAGAAUUGUUCAGCUGCUCCAAAGCAACGCAGUUCAUCCGAUAUUCAUAAUGACGAUCAAAUUCAUCAAGAGGAACCUGGCAACUCAGAAUUCCAUCGAAGCAAAGGAUUGAGACAUUGGAUGGUUGUUAACCGUCAACGCAGGAGCCGGCAACCUCCUCAGACGGCCGGUGCAGUCCAGCCAGGCGCUGGUUCAAAAACCGAUAAUCAUGGUGAUAAGGAGGAAAUUACGCAAUCACGGUUUGCAAUCUUAACAGCUGGACCUAUUAAUGAGGAGGAUCAUAAUCAAAUAAUUAAUUCUGUUACUCCUCAUAUGGGGGCCCCUCAGUUUGAAAUUCCUCAGAAAAUAUGGACUAAAUCCAAAAAGUCCAAAGAUACCCCUAGGACUAAUUCAACGGUUCCUACUAUGCAUGCGGCUCCUUCUUCAAGCACGGGUAAGAGGUGUCCAGUCCAGAGUGAAAAUCGUGAAGAUCAUGCUCCCGUUCCACCAUCUCCAUCAAUUGCUACUCCCAUGGCGGUUAGUCCUAUGCAAGCAAAUCAACAUGAUCAGGAAAAUGGGAUGAAAGCAGAUAGCACUUUGAACCAGAAUCAAGAGCAGUUAUAUGGCACAUUUCAUAAAACUGGUCCUGAUAUAUCAGUUGACAACAGCAGCGACAUCCAAAAUCCUGAAACCUCAACCAUCUCUACGUGCAUGGAGGUGGACAGAGUUCACCAGGAAGAUAUUUCAAGAAUGAAGGAUGCAAGAACCUUGGAGGGAGCAGUGAAACCCCAGUUUCAAAAAUCGCUUUUUCUGUUUACUAGGAAAUAUAAGCCUAGUAUUGUAGUGAUUCUAGAACCUCUGUGUAGUGGUCAAAAAGCUUCUGACAUUAUCCGAAAAUCUGGGUUUAAGCAUGCUUUUGUUCAAGAGGCUGAAGGUUACUCAGGGGGUAUUUGGAUCCUCUGGAAUGAUGAGACUGGUCUCGUUGAAAUUGUUAAUCACACAAAACAGUUUGUUCAUUUUAAAGUUCAAAAUUUUCAUGUUCCUUCCUUUUCUUGCACGGCUGUUUAUGCGAGUCCUAGGGAAGAAAAUAGAAAGGAGCUAUGGGAUGAUCUGCUAAACAUUAGUCUCCAUUGUAAUGGGCCGUGGUUGGUGGCUAGGGAUUUUAAUGAAAUAGCAAAUCGUGAUGAGAAGGAAGGUGGCUGUAGAGUUAACUUAAACAGAUGUUCCAAUUUUGCAAAUGUUCUUCAUAAUUGCAAGCUGCUGGAUCUUGGAGGAUCGGGUCCUUGGUUUACAUGGAAGGGUCCGAAGUUUCUUCAUCUUGAUCGUGUUUUUAAGAGGCUGGACCGAGCCUGUGCUAAUGCAAGUUGGAAGACUACCUUUACUGAUGCUGGCGUUAAGGUACUUCCAUGGAUUUAUUCUGAUCAUAGUCCCAUUUUGGUCUACUUGACUAACUUGGACACAGGUUGGAAAAAUCGUCCUUUUCGCUUUGAGAUUGCUUGGAUGAAGCAUUAUAACUUUACUCAGUUUCUGGCUAGGAGCUGGAAUGUUGUGAAAGACACUAGAACGAAUCUGCAUGAUCUGACUCCAAAUUUAAAAAGAUGGAACAAGGUAGUCUUUGGCAACAUUUUCAACAGGAAGACUAACCUAUUGCAUAGUAUUGCAGAAAUUCAGAAUCAUGUUGAUUAUCAUACCAACUUAUCUCUCCAAUCUAGAGAAAAGGAGGUUAGGAAGGACCUUGAUGCGGUUCUCAUACAAGAGGAGAUCUUAUGGUUUCAAAAAGCCAGGGUGAAAACAAAGACUACUUGGCCCCUUCUGCACGAUGAUCUGCUAUCUAAUCUAACUCGUAAUCUUUCGGAUGACGAAAUUUCAAAAGUUGUUUUUAGUAUCAAUGGGUCAAAAGCUCCAGGGGAAGAUGAAUCCCAAUCUGAUUCACCUUGUGAACUCGACUCUUCUGGUCCUCAUUCCAAAAGUAAAAAGACCUGA